Molecule: messenger RNA, 1082 nt
Organism: Baudoinia panamericana UAMH 10762
Lineage: Eukaryota; Fungi; Ascomycota; Dothideomycetes; Mycosphaerellales; Teratosphaeriaceae
Exons: 2
Coding region: 1-948 (315 amino acids)
Source: RefSeq, a predicted model, not a curated record
AUGGCCUCAGCCCGGCCUCGCCUACUGCCGCUGCGCUUAUCUUCUCAAGAUCCGGCGUACAAUACUGAUUGGGUCUUCUCCAGCGACUCGCCUGUCCAUAUUGCCAAUAACCUUGGUUGGUUCAUGGGCAUUCUCGGCGUUGCAGAGUUCGCCACCAUCGACUCUACUAACGUCGCUGCCACUGUCAAGAUCGGUGGCAAGUCCAUGAAGGUGGUCGGCUUUGGUGGAGUGCAACUUGUGGCCCCGAACCUCGACCGAUCAGCCAUUCAGUCCAUCGGCACCCGCUACGCCGGACAACCCUACUUCUGCUGCUGGCAACAUCCCGAUCAGCUUGAUCAAGCAACUGGUGGCAGACUUAGGUUUUCCUCGGGCUCCGGAUCUGUGCUAUUCUCCCGAUACGGCCCUAAUCCCACUCGACGACGUGCUCUUCGUUCGUCGGCCCCUUUCAAUAUCGUCGGCAAGCCGUUACUGGACAAGUACACUGUCGACCAAGCGCAGAUCCGACUCAAAGCCAAAGGCUCGGUGGACGCACUUCUCGACACGACUACACCACUGCCGAAGCUGUGGCUGAAGGGCCAGGUGCAAGGUCAGACGAGUCUUCGAGCCAAUCAAUCGUACGAUGCUAGCGUGCAAUGGUCGAUCAGACAGCAAGCCGAGAUCAAGGCAGCCAAGAUCGGCAUGGGAUUAACGCCGGCGGCGCCCUUCAGCGAGCUACCUGGCUUCACCGCCGAAGAGCGAGCCUGGCUCAAGAAGCAAGGGGGCCAGAGUAGCUUCUUCGAGAAGUAUUGCUUACGUCGUGAUAGAAAGCCUGACCGCGCAAAGGCGCUGAUGAUGGUCCGAGUGUACAUGGAGGCGGAGCGUGAGGAGCUUGCGCUGAGUGCGCAGGCGGUUACUGUCAUGGCUCAGCUUGGGGCGCUCUUCUCUGGCACACAUUUGGCCCUUGACUGAAGUCUUGCAUGUACGAGGGAGGAAGGUUGAUGGCCAUGGCGUUGCCGUCUGGAGUACGAGGAGAUGGCGAACCCCUUCUGGGAGUGUCGCCGUGAUUGUCGAACUCAGGCGUUAACUUGUGAAUUACCGACACC